Molecule: messenger RNA, 957 nt
Organism: Elephantulus edwardii (Cape elephant shrew)
Lineage: Eukaryota; Metazoa; Chordata; Mammalia; Macroscelidea; Macroscelididae
Product: olfactory receptor 14I1-like
Exons: 1
Coding region: 1-957 (318 amino acids)
Biological process (GO): G protein-coupled receptor signaling pathway
Cellular component (GO): membrane
Molecular function (GO): olfactory receptor activity; odorant binding; G protein-coupled receptor activity
Source: RefSeq, a predicted model, not a curated record
AUGGAUAACCUCACCAUCAUCACAGAAUUCAUUCUCAUGGAUAUAGCGAGCUCUAGGGAGAUACAAAUUUUACAAGGACUUCUGUUCUUAGUGAUUUAUCUGGGAGCCCUGGCUGGAAAUCUUCUCACUGUAAUGGUCAUCGUGAUAGACCCACAUCUUCACUUUCCAAUGUACUUCUUUAUAGCAAAUUUAUCUAUUGUAGAUUUUUGUUAUAUCUCUGUUACAGUUCCAAAGUCUAUUGUGAAUUCUUUAACAGGCAGGAAAUCUAUUUCUCUCCCAGAAUGUGUGGCUCAGAUUUUCCUGUAUAGUUCCUUUGCAGCUUUAGAGUAUGCACUUCUUAUAGUCAUGUCCUAUGACCGCUAUGUUGCUAUCUGUCAGCCCUUACACUAUGGAAUUGUUGUUACACCCCAUAUGUGUGCACAGGCAGCAGGGGGAUCAUGGGUCUGUGGACUGGUCUAUUCUGCUAUGCACACAGGCACCAUUUUCAGUCUUCCCUUCACAAAAUCUAAUGUUAUCUAUCAAUAUUUCUGUGAUAUUCCUCAACUUUUGAGAAUUUCUUCUUCACACGUGCAGUUUUCUGAGUAUAUUCUUAUUGCUGUUAGUUCAGUUAUAUCUUUGAUAUGUUUUGCUUUUUUGUUUACAUCUUAUGUUAAAAUAUUUUCAACUGUGUUUAAGAUGCGCUCUGAAGAAGCCCGCAACAAAGCCUUAUUCACCUGUACCCCACAAUUAGUGAUACUUGUUCUAUUUAUGAUUUCCAUACUGAUGGCUGCCUUAAGUCCAGUCUCAAAUAAGGCAUCUCUUAGAAGUCUUCUUAUUGCUAUGUUCUAUAAUAUGGUGCCUCCAGUCAUGAACCCUAUUGUCUUCAGUCUACGAAACAAAGAGAUUAACUCUGCUCUAGGAAGAAUGUUCAACAGAUAUUUUGUGUUCACAAGCAGAAAUGUUCUUGAUUCAAAAUAA